CCUUCACCACGCAAGAGGUGCGCUUGCUCGCGCAAGUGGCACGAAUGCGAGCUGGCUGAGCAGCGCACGUACGAGGCGCAACAGUAGCUAUGGUAUGCCAUCUCUCUUGCAGCACAAACGGCCCGGUUGCAGCUGCUCGGCAGAGACCUUGAGGGCAAGGAUAACGUUGUCCUCCUCCCGCUGCAGAGCUUCGUGCCGAGCUAUGGCUACGAUCCCUGGGGUGGCAUGGUUAACAGCAACCCGAAUGUCAGGUACAUCAACCCCACUGGACCAUACUAUGGCUGCGGCGCUGGCUAUGGGUACGGUGGCGGCUAUGGCUUACUGCUCGCCGGAGGCUUCAUGGGUGUCCCGCAGCUUGGCUCGCUCAUGUUCUAAAUACACAUGCGUCGUAUACUCAUGGAUUGGUUGAUUCACAUGACUUGGAUCACAUGUUCCCACUGAUGCAACGAAUAAUACCCAAAUCUAUCUGGUAGUUGACUAAGAUACAAAGGGGCUGAGAACGUGGGCAUAUGGUCUGCGUGCUAUUCCCUUGCGCCAG
Messenger RNA from Tilletiaria anomala UBC 951, 538 nucleotides. RefSeq lists its product as uncharacterized. The transcript has a single exon. The record is from RefSeq and is a predicted model, not a curated record. NCBI's taxonomy places the organism in Eukaryota, Fungi, Basidiomycota, Exobasidiomycetes, Georgefischeriales, Tilletiariaceae. The coding region runs from base 95 to 409 and encodes 104 amino acids.